AUGGGUCGUUCGCGUGUCCUCGAGCAACGUUACUCCAGUGAACAUAACCCCGGCAGACACACCACCUCGGUGGCAAACGCCUCCCCCGAUACCAAUACACCCUCCCCACCAACCGAAUUAUCCCCUGUUAGCGCUGGACCAAGAGGAGACGGAAGUGCCUCACGACCGGCAUCCAUGAUCUUCUCGCGCAAUCCGCCUCUUAUGCAACAGUCGGGCGAUACCCCGCCGGAGUUAUCACCUAUCUUCUCAUUUCUCAACAUCCACACAAACAAGGUCUACCAGGAGGGAUAUUUUUUGAAAUUGAAUGAUCUGGACUCUCAUGGGCGAGCUUGCGGUGAUCGGCAAUGGGUGGAAUGCUACGCGCAACUAGUCGGAACCGUUCUUUCGUUAUGGGACAGCGCUGCGCUGGACGCAGCAGGCGGAGAAGAGGUCCCGGCGACUUUUAUCAAUCUAGCUGAUGCAUCCCUUAAGAUGAUCGAAACCCUCCCGAUCCGAAAUGGAACUGUGCAACCGUUGAAGAACGUACUCAGUCUAUCAUCCGCGGGCAAGAAUCGAUACCUUUUGCAUUUCAACUCUUUCCACUCCCUGAUCCAAUGGACAGCGGCUAUUCGCCUCUCGAUGUUCGAGCACACGUCUUUGUACGAAGCUUACACCGGUUCUUUGAUUGCGGCGAAAGGAAAACAUCUCAACGGAAUCAACUCAAUCCUCGCACCCACCAAAUUCAGAUAUGAGGACUGGGCGCGUGUGCGAUUCGGAGCAGGAACUCCGUGGAGGCGAUGUUGGUUUGUGAUCAGCCCGCCUGACGAGAAAGAGAUGCAGAAAGCGCGGAAGACGUUGAAGAAAUCGGCAUAUGAUCGCUUGUCAAUUCCUGUCACCGGAAACAUCAGGUUCUACGAGACAAAGAAGACGAAAAAGGCGAUACCUAUUGCAACUGUCACGCAAGUGUUCUCGGCACACGCGAUCUAUCCGCAGUCCAAGGCUUUGAUCGAUACAUCGACCCUGGUGAAAAUGGAAGGCCGAAUCACCACCCAUUUACCCGAAUCAUCUUCCGAAGGAAUUGUUUUUAUCAUGCCUGAGCCGCAUGCUGCAGUCUCUGGAUUCGAGAUGAUGCUGCGCUUCCUCUUCCCCAUAUUUGACACCUUCAAUCUCUAUGGCCGUCCUACUCGCUUGGUCGCAGACACCAAUCACAUCAAAAGUAUCAUGUUUGCUUUCCCCAAGGAGCGGCGCUACGGCUACCUCGAUGUUUUGGAUAUUGCUGGCCUCCUACAAACCCCUGGCAGCCUAGAAUGGACCGAAGCUCAGUGGAGGAAACAACUCAAAGAGGCAACGCAGCGUCGAAUCUCAUCUGGCAGGAGUAGAACCAACAGUGUCACCAGCGCGCGGCCCCGUUAUCGUUCCAUCUCUGGACGGAACAGUGACGUCCCUAUUGAUCCUACACGCCGCCCGUUUGCUGCUAUCGAGACAAAGCCCCAGCUCAACAACUCUACUGAGGCAAUUAUCCACGAAGUCCCGAAGGAUGGCUUCCCCGUCGUGUACCACAACCGUGGAUUUUCUGACACCACAGGCUUCAAUUCUGGACCUAGAUUGAGCAACGGAGCUCUGGCUGAGAGCUCACCCGAUUCCUCUUCACAAGAUCUGGCGCACCGCGGGACCCCGGCCGUAGCUCCUAUUGCAGAGAGCACCGGCUCCGAAAGCGACCCCAAUCUUGAAACUUUGCGUGGCCCGGCAGUCGAAGAGCAGCUUCCGCCACGAACCCCACCUGCCCCUGUUGGAACCCCGCCUGAAUUUUCGCAUGGACCCAGAGAAAUGCCUGCCAAUCGCCCGGAGGCGUCUUCGGAGCAGAGAUUGGCCAACAACCGGAUGUCUCACGCCACACUUUCUCAGCUCGCCUCGGUUGGGACUAUGGGACUCAGUGCGGCGGCCGCUAGUGCUGCAUGGAAAAGCCAGCAACAGCAAAACAAGAACAAUCAACCACCCCAGGAAAGGAGUGCUGACAAUGUUUAUCUCCCUGGCCCUGUAGCAUCUACCAAGUCACUUGGACACUCAUCGAGUGACGAGGGUAUCGCUCUUGCGCUCCCGGUUCGGCCUCCUGCGGCCCCGGAGCAUCGCCCAAACACGCCCAGUACUAACGGCAGUCCAUCCUCCCAGCCGGUUUCCUACCACAACUCCCCGCAGCGCUCUUCUCCCCAGCAGAUGGGGCAUGAUCCCCAAAAGUCUGUGCGACGCAAGCCACUUCCGCAACGAGACCUCUUCGGGUCGCAGAGUCAACAGGAUGAACCAAGCUACGACGACCUUCGCCAUACUCUGGACGAAGAUGUACUGAAUUCAAUUGCUCCCCACGUCACAUCCCUCCCAUCGCCAAUAUCACCAACCAGAAACGACGAUGAGAGCAUUUAUGACAAUGCGUCUACAGUCUCGCCUGACUACGCUAGCACACACGAUUCUGUUUAUAGCAAGAAGUCUGCUUCGUCCACGAAGCCCAGAAUGGGUGUUAUGAAGACCGUGGGGGUUCCGGCUGCUAAGGAACUUGUCAUUGGAGAUGCCCAUUAUACCAUGGACAAGCCCCCGACAUCGAAUCCAGACAUUCCUAGUGUAGAUUUCGGCCCAACCAUGACUUACAUGCCUACCACUGGACGUCCAAACACAUCGGACACCCUGCGAAACCACCAACGGAAAGACUCGGCGGGAACCAAGCUUUCUAUUCCUACUCAUCAAAUGGACCAGGCUAAUAAUGCUCGGCCCUCCAGCCGAGAGGAAUACCGACGCAGUGUGUUGUGGCAACCUGGAAUGGCUUCUGGCCGCCCUGUCACUCCGGGCGGUGGUCUCACCCCGGAGCAGUAUGUACAGCAACGCGCUGCACCCAGUCCUCCAAUGCAUGCCCACAGCCGUACUCUUUCCAACCCCAUGCUAGCACAACGCCCGGCGUCCGGGGAUUGGACUCAGUAUGCCCGUCCGAACUCGCCCAUGAAUCCUCAGCGGGAUCCUAAUUACCGACCUUCAUCUCGCGGUGCUCAAAGUAUGCUCAACUACAACGAUCACUCGUCCCAUCUAUCUGCCCGUGAACAAGAGCACGUUGCCCGCAUGACUGGAUCGUCGUUCUUCAAUAUGUCAAACGAGAACCGGAAACCGCAGACACAAGUGAACCCCAUGGGUCUUGUAUCGGCGAUUGAUGCCCGCGAGCGUGAGAAGCGCGAAAUGAGGGAGGGUAUGUCAAACCAGAUGGUCCAACAGGCCAUUGCCCAGCGCCAGCAGAAUCUGAACUACCAACCACCCGUGAUGCACCAGCAACAGUGGGCGCCCCAGCAGUUCUCACCUCAGCCAAUGCUGCCUCAGCAGACUGGCUCUGUGUACCUUCCUCAACAUGGUCGUCAGGAGUCCAUGUACAACAUGCCGGCGGCCAACCACACCUGGGAUGCUCUCAACCAGCCGGCUCGUCCAGAUGUGCCGCGCCGUUCAUCGUGGUACGGCCAGCUAUCCCAAGCACCGCAAACACCACCCGCCUACCAGCAAACUCAGGCUCAUGCUCCCGAUCCGCGGUAUUACAAUUAUGCUCAGUGA
Messenger RNA from Penicillium soppii, 3558 nucleotides. RefSeq lists its product as uncharacterized. Lineage: Eukaryota; Fungi; Ascomycota; Eurotiomycetes; Eurotiales; Aspergillaceae. Bases 1 to 3558 code for a protein of 1185 amino acids. The transcript is spliced from 4 exons. The record is from RefSeq and is a predicted model, not a curated record.